UGAAUUAUUUCUGGAAUUUUUUUCAAUACAGCUUCAAUAGCUGAUGGAUAUUUUUCUUAAAGUUAUUUGUCUUCGAUUUAAUUAUAAGUAUGUUUAGCAUAAUUCUCUAACAUCGUUAAAUAUUCAUGAAUAUACCAAAUACAAUUUAUCUAGCAAGUCAAAUUUUACCUUUAUUUUUUUUCUUCUCCAGCUCCAGAAUACGGCCUUAUCAUUUUUAUUAAAAUAUCAAGUAUUUAAAAAUGUAUUUCUAUAGAAAUUUCAUCGUUAAUGCUCAUUAUAGAAGAUUAACUUUAUAUAUCUUAUUGAUAAUUUCCCUACUUACUUUUAAUAUCUUCAAGAAAACUCUUCAAACACUAUUCUGAAAUAAGACGUACAUCCUUUAUAUCGUGAGAUGUGAA
This is a messenger RNA of Ichthyophthirius multifiliis, 398 nucleotides long. RefSeq lists its product as hypothetical. NCBI's taxonomy places the organism in Eukaryota, Ciliophora, Oligohymenophorea, Hymenostomatida. The record is from RefSeq and is a predicted model, not a curated record. The annotation marks the transcript as partial. The transcript has a single exon.